GGCGCAAUGCUUUGUCAUGAAUAGCAAGAAAGCGCAUUCCUUUUGAUCGGGCAUUCCACUCUUAUGGUACAAUAAUGAGACUAGCUUGUCCGUGCAAUAGCGGAUGCCAGCGUAAUGAUUGUUUUCCCACUUCCUGUCUUGGAAGUCCAAACCAAUUCCAGCGGGAGAAUUGGGCUCGGGUGGCGCUGAUCCCCUCAUUGAAGCAGCCUGGUACUAUGCCGAGAACUGGAGAAAACAGCUGCUGGUUCCCAACUGCUUCGUUUACCAUGCCGGUGAGCUUCCAGAUCAUCCAAGUCCGCGUUCGUCUAACUGCGAUACCCCUAGUUUUAGCCUGCCGAAUAUUGAACUACGUGCCCACUCUUCAGUGGACCCGCUUUGAACGUGUCUUAUUAAUAAUGCACCCUUACAUUUCAACCUGUACAUUCUUAUUUUUCAACCCGGGAAUGAUGCAUCUGUAUUUGGACCAACAACCGACAAGUUUGAUCGAGUGGACAUCGCAACAAUGCAACAUCGCGAUGAUUGUUCGCUGACAUGUCCCAUAUAUGUUCCAUGCGAAGUGAUAUUCAACCUUGGCUUAUGUGCUUAAACAUCUCUUAGCCGUUAAACCAAUCUGUGGCCGUAUGG
Molecule: messenger RNA, 624 nt
Organism: Cantharellus anzutake
Lineage: Eukaryota; Fungi; Basidiomycota; Agaricomycetes; Cantharellales; Hydnaceae
Exons: 3
Coding region: 75-530 (151 amino acids)
Source: RefSeq, a predicted model, not a curated record